Anopheles moucheti is the source of this 1502-nucleotide messenger RNA. It is a transcript of the gene RpL23A, whose product is annotated as 60S ribosomal protein L22. Lineage: Eukaryota; Metazoa; Arthropoda; Insecta; Diptera; Culicidae. Gene Ontology annotation, molecular function: rRNA binding; structural constituent of ribosome. Gene Ontology annotation, biological process: ribosomal large subunit assembly; translation. The record is from RefSeq and is a predicted model, not a curated record. The coding region runs from base 60 to 1205 and encodes 381 amino acids. Gene Ontology annotation, cellular component: cytosolic large ribosomal subunit; ribosome. The transcript has 4 exons.
CGGAAGCCGAGGAUAGAAGCGAGCAAUCUCCGUUUUGACAUCUCUUUUCCAUCUCAAGUAUGGGUCCGAAGAAACCGUCUGAGAAGCCCGCCGGCCAACCGGCCGAGAAGAAAGAGAAGAAGCCGGCAGCCGCCGCCGCACCGGCUUCCGGAUCGGGUGAGAAGAAGCCCGCUGCGGAGAAAAAGCCUGCGCCGGAAAAGAAACCUGCUGCUGCAGCUGAAAAGAAACCUCCAGCGGAGAAGAAGCCCGCCGCCGAGAAGAAACCGGCCGGCGAUAAGAAACCCGCUGAGGAGAAGAAGGCCGAGAAACGUGCCGCUCCUGCAGGUGAUAGCAAGGCCGCACCGAAGAAGAAGGCUCCGGCCGCUGCCGCUGCCGCUGGAACCAGCAAGCCGGCCGGUGAUGCCAAGAAAACCGCCCCGGCCGCUGGCGCUGCUGCCGCCCCCAAGAAGGGAGCGAAGGCUGCACCAGCAGCCGCUGCUGCUGCUGCCGCCACUGCUAGCAAGAAGAAGCCGGCCGAAAAGAAGGGUGCCGCUGCUGCUACUGCGACCAAGGGUGCUGCCAAGCCCGCUAAGGGCGCAAAGGCUGCCGCUGGCGCUGGAGCUAAGGCCGGCAAAGCUACUGCUGCCGCUGCCGGAGGAAAGGCGAAGAGUGGCGAAAAGAAGAAACCCGAGAGGAAGAUCAACAGCAAGGGUAGGAAGACUACCAAGAGUCCUCGGCCGAAGCUGACGAAAGAGCAGAUUAAGGCAAAGAUCCAGAAGGGUAUCCAGAAGGCUCGUACCACUGCUAUGCUGCGCGCCAAGCGUGCGAAGACGAAGUUGAUCAAGGGCCCGUAUGGCACCGUGUUGCGUAAGAUUCGCACAUCGGUGCACUUCAAGCGGCCGAAGACCCUUCGACUUCCCCGCCGUCCGAAGUACCCGAGGAAGUCGGUCGCCAAGCGCAGUCGCAUGGAUGCGUACAACAUAAUCAAGUACCCGCUGACGACUGAAGCAGCAAUGAAGAAGAUCGAGGAUAACAACACGCUUGUCUUCCUGAUUCACCUGCGCGCCAACAAGAACCAUGUCAAGGCAGCCGUAAGGAAGCUGUACGACGUUAAGGUGCUGAAGAUCAACACGCUGGUGCGACCGGACGGCAAGAAGAAGGCGUACGUAAGAUUAACACGCGACUACGACGCAUUGGACAUUGCCAACAAGAUCGGCAUCAUCUAAAGCUCUAGUUCUGUAUGUUUUUCGUACGCGCCGUCGUCCUGGUGUUCGUACGGCGGGGGUGUUCAGAGGAAGGAAAAGGAAGGUAUGUGCACUGGUUCUUGUUUGAACAGUGUUGACGUAUCCUUUUGCAUUCCUACUCUUCUCAGAUAUGUUUCUCUGGCGCAAUUUUUUCCACUCGACGCAGGGAAACUUUCUGUAAAGCUUGUGCUGGAAUUGUUUCAAGCAAACAUUAGAAGUACACUUUGUAACAACUGGAGAAUGAUGAAGAAAUAUAACAUCUAUUCAGGAGAGGAGAAA